GUCCCACUUGAUGCCUUUGCGUUCGAAGCCUUAACCUAUAAAUUAGGAUAUGUUAACGUUUAUCGUUAGUUUAUUAAAAAAAGAUUUCAGCCUAGGUAACUCGGGAUUGCGAAGUUGUCCUUGUUAAUUGGGCAUCAGAAUAAAUUCAAAUUAGAAAAGGGCACACGUUAAAACUAGGUAACAACACUAUAGCAGUGCUGAGAGAAUGGACAUCACAUUGGAUGAUCGCUUAGAUACUCUGCAGCAGAUAAGUCAGCGAAAGCUUGUUGAUAUGUUGGAGAAUGUAUCAGGAAAAAAAGACUUGAUUAUUGAGCCCAAGUUAAUGAAAACUCUUGAGUGUUUUAUAGGUGUUACAGCUCUCAGGCGUUAUGGAGUUGAUAAAAUCUUUAAACUUGAGGAGGGGCUUAAAGCAUCCAACACCCAGCGCAUAUUUCUAGUAUCCGGUGAUCUAAUCGCUUGCAAGAGAGUUCUUAACCAGAUACACGCCGAGUUUUCCCAAAACCGUGGACUCUCGCAUCAUUUGCUAGUCGUUCCGCGUAUUCCGGCUGCUUUGGAACUGUUGGUAGAAGAAGAAGGCCUCCAUGAGCUGGUUAAACUUCGUUCACUGUCCUGGGAAUUCAUUAGAUCUGAUGGCAAUGUGUUAUCACUGGAAACCCGGAUGUACGCUGAUUUGUAUUAUCACAGAGAUACGAGCCUCUUGCCUGCCAUUGCAAAGAACUUGUGGUCGCUACAUAUGAUCGUAGGUCGACCUAAGGUCACCUUGUGUCUUGGCAAAUAUAGUAAAAUAGUUUUGAAAAUGACAGAAUCAAUGGAGGAGUAUUUUUCGUCCCAAAAUCCCGCCAGCCAGUGUGGUUGCAUGAUAUUAAUGGAUAGAGCCCAUGACUUACCGUCUGCUCUUCUCACCCCUGUUACAUAUUUGGGCCUAAUGGGAGAAAUUUUGGAAAUUAAGGCUGGCACUGCAUACUCAAAGGGCUCCCAGACCAAAUUAAAUCCAAAGACUGAUCAGGUGUACGGGGAAGUUAGAGACAGACACUUUAGUCACGUUUUUCCAUACCUUCGUGAUAAGGCAAAGCUGCUAAAGUCGGAGCAAGAAGCUACUCAAACUAUGCAGCUGGCAGAAAUGAAACGCUAUGUCGCAACCAGGCUCUCGAAAGUGACAGAAGCCAAGAGACAGCUGGGGUUUCACAUUGCUGCAUGUGAGACAAUAGUUGGAGAGCUCGGAGCAGCUUUUGAAGCUUUGCAGUCAGUUGAAAAGUCAAUACUUGAGUGUCGCAGGAGAAAGGAGUGUUUAGAAUACAUCGAAACAAACAUAGAUAAGCAUCCUCUGCGCAGCCUCAGGCUGCUCGCAUUGCUGUCUGUCGUUAGUGACGGAGUAACCCAAAGUGAAGUGAAACCGAUUCAGACGGCUUACCUACAUGCUCACGGUUAUCAAAAUAUCCCCAUGUUCUGGAAGAUGGAACAGGCAGGACUUAUCGCUUACCGAACCGAUAACGUUCUCCAAAAACUUCCCAAGUGGAGCAGCGAAUGGGCUACUGCUGCCCAAAGACUAAAACAACUCCCAAAUCACACGAAACCUCUAGAUCUGAAGUCUCCGACAUGCUCGAGCUAUGUUUUUGGCGGCUCCUAUAUUCCGACAAUAGCACAGCUGACAAGGUUUAUUCUCAAUCAAGAAACCGACACGAAAAGUUUGAACUACUUACACAGUUUGCCGAAUUUCACGUUAACCGGGCAACAGGAAGCCGUGCAAACGGGGCCCGUGAUCAUUUGCAUUGUCGGUGGAAUUACGUACGGAGAAAUAGCGGCUUGCAGGCUGAUAGAACAGUCAACCGGAAGCCGUUUCGUAUUUGCGUCGGACACGAUCUUCACGGGAAAUCAACUUCUCGAAAGCAUUAAGAAUAUCUAAGUAUAGAAUACAUUUUACAGUUGCGCUGUAUCGUCGAAUAAAAUUAGGGUUUUUUUUUUUUUUUUGGACAUAUAUGGCUAAUGAAUUUGACGUAUCAAUCGGAGUCAUAAAAAAUCGUCGAUUACUUUCAUAUAAUAAGGCCAUGAGUUUUUCGUACAGACGGGUAUUAAUUGUAUUCGGUUGAUACUACAACCGCGCCCACGUGUUUUCAGCGCAGGUACACGCAUGUAACAGUCUGUGUACGUGGGGCAUGAAUCGAGGAUCAGAAUGCGCGUCUCUAUGCGGCAUAUAAGAUACGAUGUCAACGUAUAAUAAUAGCCGGCAUUCGGACGAAACGGUUAUUGAUUUUUCUCGUUAGUUCUAUCGUAGUGCGCAUAUGCACGUGCCUCCUACUCGAACGAAGGGAGUGAUCAACCCGGUCGGCGGGAGGGACAAGAGGGUGCAGCCGUUACAUUCGGUUAGCAAAAUUGAUUGUCAAUAAUCGAGUUUUGCUGGAUAAAAUUCAACGCCAUCGAAUCGCCCUGUAAUAAGUAAUUUGCGUAACAAUAAAACCGGCGAUAAGAUCGUA
Molecule: messenger RNA, 2471 nt
Organism: Neodiprion virginianus
Lineage: Eukaryota; Metazoa; Arthropoda; Insecta; Hymenoptera; Diprionidae
Gene: Vps33B
Product: vacuolar protein sorting-associated protein 33B
Exons: 7
Coding region: 206-1903 (565 amino acids)
Biological process (GO): vesicle-mediated transport; intracellular protein transport
Cellular component (GO): CORVET complex; lysosome
Source: RefSeq, a predicted model, not a curated record